Molecule: messenger RNA, 1707 nt
Organism: Trichomonas vaginalis G3
Lineage: Eukaryota; Parabasalia; Trichomonadida; Trichomonadidae
Product: RNA polymerase II transcription regulator recruiting protein
Exons: 1
Coding region: 1-1707 (568 amino acids)
Biological process (GO): mRNA splicing, via spliceosome
Cellular component (GO): Prp19 complex; spliceosomal complex
Source: RefSeq, a predicted model, not a curated record
AUGAAAAUCUUCAUUCGAGGUGGAAUUUGGUCAAAUGUUGAAGAUCAAGUUCUCCUCGCUGCGUACAUGAAGUAUGGUAAUAACCAAUGGACAAGAAUUGCCUCUCUUCUUCCAAAGAAAUCACCUGCACAAGUAAAAGCUCGUUGGGAAGAAUAUUUAGAUCCAACAUUGAAGAAAACACCAUGGACUCAUGCUGAUGAUGAGAAAUUACUUCACCUUGCUCGCUUUAUGCCUAUGCAAUGGCGUACUAUUUCACAAUAUUUUAACAGAUCUCCUUAUCAAUGCAUAGAAAGAUAUCGUGAACUUAUUGACAAGGCUACAAAUACACCAUAUAUAGAUGAUAACGAGUCCGCAAUUCAACACCAAAUGAUGCCAAAUUUUGAAACCCUCAAAGCAACUCCAGAUGGCGAAGAAUUCGACCAAGAUGAGCGUGAAAUGCUUGAAGAAGCUCGUGCCCGUCUCGCAAAUACGCAAGGAAAGAAAGCUCGUCGUAAAGCAAGAGAACGUCAAUUAAAUGUACUUAGAAAAAUUGCAAAGAUGCGAAAGAAACGCGAACUUGAUGCUGCUGGUCUUGUUAUUGAAGAAAAGAGGUUGUGGGAAGAUGAAGAAAUCGAAAUUGAUCCAUUUCGCACUCAUAAGCCUUUUUCUGUUAAAUUCAAUACAGAUAAAGACGAUAAAGCUCUCAAAGAUAACAGAUUGAUAAGAAUCAAGUCAAAACAGAAAGCAGUUAAGAAAAAUUUAGAAAGUUUAGAUCAUCUCAAGCAAGAACUCAAAAACGAAGAGAAAAAGCUUGAAACACCAAUAGAUCAUAGACGUACUGACUUAGUUCUCCCUCAGCCAACGAUUUCUGACUCAGAAUUAAAAUUGAUCGAAGAACUUCGCCAUCAUAACUCAGAAUAUCUUCAAUCGAGAUCAUCUUUAUCAUUAUUUAACGGAAUGCAGAAGCAGCAGCAAAAUAAAUUUGAUUUCAGCAUUGAAGAAAAAAUUGAAAAGGAAGAAGUCGAAUACAAGACUCCUGUUUACGAGAAAUCUCUUCCUAGACCUAUACCAUUGAAAUCUGAUUAUCUAGAAACUGUUGGUCGCGUUGAAGAUUUGGCAGAUUCUUUAAUAAGAGAAGAAGCUUUCAAACUUGCACUUAUGGAUGCCAGAAAGCAUCCUGAUACUAGAAGACCUCCUCCAACGCUUGUUGUUCCUAUAAAUGACGCAAUUGAAACGAAUUUCUUGACAGACGAUAAAUCAAUGGCCAUCCCACCAGAUUCCCUUUAUGAAGCUGAAAGAAUGAUCAAUGACGAGGUUUCCAGUGUUGUCAGGCCUUAUUCUGACGAAGAAUUUGCAAAUGAAUGGGAAAAGCAGCAUCCAGAAGAAGAAGACAAUGUUGAAGAGCCAUUAAAUUCUCUUUCAUCCAAAGUUACGAAGAUGAGACAAAUUUUGGACCAAAGAUCCAAAUCUUUUCUUGCAUCUUCAGAAAACUUGGUUACGGAGAUAAACCAACGCUCAUCUCGUAUUUCUAACCUCCUUCGAAACAAAGAUCUUUACCUUUCUAUUGCAGAAAUUGAAGAAAAAACACUUCAACCGAGAAUUGACGUCAUUAAGCAUUCUAUUGAAGAUCUCGAGAAGAAACAAAUGGAGCUUAACAAUGAAAUUGGAAGGAGAAUGAUGGAAAUCAAGGCUGAAGCAAAGAAAGCAAAAAGAAUCAAAAAAGAAUGA